Amaranthus tricolor (Joseph's coat) is the source of this 1573-nucleotide messenger RNA. RefSeq names its product F-box/kelch-repeat protein At1g23390. The record is from RefSeq and is a predicted model, not a curated record. Gene Ontology annotation, molecular function: protein binding. Gene Ontology annotation, cellular component: cytosol; nucleus. Gene Ontology annotation, biological process: proteasome-mediated ubiquitin-dependent protein catabolic process. Bases 212 to 1363 code for a protein of 383 amino acids. The transcript has a single exon. NCBI's taxonomy places the organism in Eukaryota, Viridiplantae, Streptophyta, Magnoliopsida, Caryophyllales, Amaranthaceae.
AUGUCUAUAUUUCACAUCUUCCAAAUAAAAGCAUAGAUGUUGAGUAUGUUAUGGGUAUGGUAAGGAGUAUGGACCAAUUAAAUGAUUGUGAAAAGGAUCAAUGAAGCAUUGUGCACCUAAAGAAAUACAUCCUAGUAUCCUCUAAUCAAUAUAUACCAAAGUUUACAAACUUGUGUUAUAUCUAUACAUUAUACUUCUAUACCCAAACAAGAUGAAAAACAUUGAGAUAGGAGUCUCAAAGGAGGAAGAAAAAGAUCAAGCAUCUCUAUUCCAUGGAGACCUAUUAGAGAAAAUAUUUGCUCAUACUCCUCUUAUUGAUUUGGUUUGUGCAUCUUUUGUGUCCAAAACAUGGAAAUUUGCUGUUUUAUCUUCUUUAUCUAAUGUUAAUAAAGUUAAGCCUUGGCUUUUGGUUCACACAACCUCCCUAGCCAAGAAAAUUACAACCCAUGCCUUUGAUCCGCGAUCAAAUACAUGGGUUGAAAUAUGUCAUUUACCGUAUCCUAUAAAAAAGAUAUCGCCCAUUCAGUCAUUAGGAUCUACCCUCAUUUAUGAAUUUUCUUCCGAAGGGUUAUUCUUUUCGAUGGAUUCUUUAUAUCUUGUAUGGCAACAUAUCCCUCCGCCAAAGAAUGUAUGGCGAGUGGAUCCUAUUAUAGUCGUGGUGGGGCCCUAUGUUAUCGUAGCAGGCGGCAAUACGGGUUUUUGGGAUGAUUCCCUUACGGUUGAGAUGUAUGACAUGGAAGCAUCACAUUGGUUCACAUGUAAAUCCAUGCCUACUACUUUUAAAAACUCGUCGACUACCACAUGGCUUUCAGUUGCAUCCAACCAACAAAUGAUGUACGUAAUGGAAAAGGCAUCUGGUAUAACACACAUUUUUACCCCGAAGACUAAGACUUGGUCGGGGCCGUAUGAUUUACAGCCAGAUCCAAGUGCCUAUUUUUCAGUCAUUGGUUUUUCUGGCGAUGAUCUAAUUAUCGUCGGAUUACUGGGCAAUCCAGAGAGUGUAUUAACCCUUAAAAUUUGGAAAAUUGACUCCCAAGUUAUAGAGUUUGAUGAAAUUGGGGAGAUUCCAAUUGAAUUAUUGGAGAAAUUGAAAGGAGAGGAUUGUUAUUUCUUAUCUUCAAUUACAUUAUUAGCUACUAAAGAUUUCUUUUAUUUGUACAACACUUCAAAUCCAGCUGAGAUUAUAUUUUGUGAAAUUAAUGAAAAAAAAUGCAAAUGGGGGAGUGUAAAGAAUUUGGUGUUAAAUGAUGAAAGCAAAUUAGGAGAAAGAAUGGCAUUGAGCUGCAGUAGUGUAGGAAUAGCUAAUUUGCAAAAGGCAAUGAAUUCUAGAAAUCUCAAAUUUGUAGCAAAAUCUUAUGUUUGAAUGUGUAAUUUAAUACCGAGAUCUCAAAUUUAAAAGAUAAAAUAUUUAACCACUAGACUAUCACUUCACUCUCAGUAAAAGUUGUGUAUGUAUCGUGUAUUAGUAUGUAGUUAAUUCAAAUUUGUACAAAUAAUUAAACAUUUGUUGAUCUUGUUAUUGGUGUGUCAACAUCUAAUAGAAUAAUAUAUGUGUGAUUGAUGUUUGUGUUUA